Molecule: messenger RNA, 2341 nt
Organism: Ailuropoda melanoleuca (giant panda)
Lineage: Eukaryota; Metazoa; Chordata; Mammalia; Carnivora; Ursidae
Gene: PDK2
Product: pyruvate dehydrogenase kinase 2
Exons: 11
Coding region: 184-1410 (408 amino acids)
Biological process (GO): protein phosphorylation; regulation of glucose metabolic process
Cellular component (GO): mitochondrion
Molecular function (GO): pyruvate dehydrogenase (acetyl-transferring) kinase activity
Source: RefSeq, a predicted model, not a curated record
GGACUGCCCGGGCCGGGGUGGGGAGGAGGUGACCGGUCCCGGUCGCUGGGCCGGGCUGGGCCGGGCUGGGCCGAGCUGGGCCGAGCUGGGCCGAGCUGGGCCGAGCUGAGCGCCGGCACAGCCCGCGGGGGAACCGAAGCCCGAGCCCAAGCUGCGGCUGUCGCCGCCGCCGCCGCCGCCGCCAUGCGCUGGGUCUGCGCGCUGCUGAAGAAUGCGUCCCUGGCAGGGGCGCCCAAGUACAUCGAACACUUCAGCAAGUUCUCCCCGUCCCCGCUGUCCAUAAAGCAGUUUCUGGACUUUGGGUCCAGCAAUGCCUGUGAGAAAACCUCAUUCACCUUCCUCAGGCAGGAGCUGCCCGUGCGCCUGGCCAACAUCAUGAAAGAGAUCAACCUGCUUCCCGACCGAGUGCUGAGCACACCCUCAGUGCAGCUGGUCCAGAGCUGGUAUGUCCAAAGUCUCCUGGACAUCAUGGAGUUCCUGGACAAGGACCCCGAGGACCAUCGUAACCUGAGCCAGUUCACUGAUGCCCUGGUCACCAUCCGGAACCGCCACAACGACGUGGUCCCCACCAUGGCGCAGGGCGUGCUGGAGUACAAGGACACCUACGGCGACGACCCGGUCUCCAACCAGAACAUCCAGUACUUUCUGGACCGUUUCUACCUCAGCCGCAUCUCCAUCCGCAUGCUCAUCAACCAGCACACCCUGAUUUUUGAUGGCAGCACCAACCCAGCCCACCCCAAACACAUCGGCAGCAUCGACCCCAAUUGCAACGUCUCCGAGGUGGUGAAGGACGCCUACGAUACGGCCAAGCUCCUGUGUGACAAGCACUACAUGGCCUCGCCUGACUUGGAGAUCCAGGAGAUCAACACAGCAUCCAACUCCAAACAGCCCAUUCACAUGGUCUAUGUCCCCUCCCACCUCUACCACAUGCUGUUUGAACUCUUCAAGAAUGCCAUGCGUGCAACUGUGGAAAGCCACGAGUCCAGCCUGGUCCUCCCACCUAUCAAGGUCAUGGUGGCCUUGGGUGAGGAAGAUCUGUCCAUCAAAAUGAGUGACCGAGGUGGGGGGGUCCCCCUGAGGAAGAUCGAGCGACUCUUUAGUUACAUGUACUCCACAGCGCCCACCCCCCAGCCUGGCACCGGAGGGACCCCACUGGCUGGCUUUGGGUACGGGCUCCCCAUCUCCCGCCUCUACGCCAAGUACUUCCAGGGAGACCUGCAGCUCUUCUCCAUGGAGGGCUUUGGGACCGACGCUGUCAUCUAUCUCAAGGCCCUGUCCACGGACUCGGUGGAGCGCCUGCCUGUCUACAACAAGUCAGCCUGGCGCCACUACCAGACCAUCCAGGAGGCCGGCGACUGGUGCGUGCCCAGCACAGAGCCGAAGAACACGUCCACGUACCGUGUCAGCUAAGGGCCACCUGCUCCCCUGCACCUGAGAGGACGGACUGCCGUCUCUGGGACUGGCCACCACGGCGACCCUCCCCAUCCCCCCCAGGUGGGAGGAGGGCUCUCCCUGAUGACCAGCUUCUGUCUCUAUGGAAAUCACUGCGGUGACCAGACUGUGGUCUAAGUGCCAAUCUCUAUCUCUCCGGAGACCCCUCGGUGGUCUCCCUGGUGUUCGGUCUCUGUGGACGAUGCCUAAGGAUGGGGGGACAUCUCCAUCCUGACAGUGGGGGGAGGUCCCAGAGCUGUUUCCAUGGCAGUCUUCCUUCUGAGACUAGAGCUGCCACUUUUCUGCCAGGGGUCCAGGGUCCCCCCCUCACUGCCCUCCACAGUCCUGGCCUUCCAAGUGGACACCCUGCUUGCCUUACCCCCGCCCCAGCCCGUGCAGGCACCCCGGCCCUGGUCCAGUGUCAGUGUUAGCAAAGGGCCGGGUGUCCUUGGGGAGAGAAAGGGGUUGCACCCUCAAGCCCCUGGUUGGGGAUCUGGUCCUGCAGCCUCUCCCUCCACCCUAAGCUUGAAGGUCAAGGUUAGGAGAGGGCAGUUCUCACCCAGGACUCGCCCUUAAAGUGGAGGAAGCUGGGAGGACCCAGAGAUCAGCUGCCCCGCCAAGCGGCUCGGAGCCCUCAGGCGCCUCCCAAGCCCUUCCCCAGCACGUGCUCACACGCACGCGUCCACCUCCCGUCCCACACCCACAGCGCCAGACCCCCAAUCCCACCGUGCCUGGACACGCACUUGCUUGGGGUGGCUUCCUCCCUAGAAUGCUCUAUGUACAUAGCUAGUUUUGUAGCCCCAAAAGCCCCCACCCUUCCCCUCAGCACACAGGGGUUAAAGUCGUGUGCUCCUCCCAGUGGCUGUGAUGAUGACCGUGACAUCCACAGUAAAGAGGACAUUGAAUGAGA